CGACCAUCCUCCGUCUCGCCUUCCCCUGCUCGUACUCGCUAGUGACCAGAUCACAGCCUUCUUCGACCCUUAUACCCCUGAUCUAUCAUUCAGCUUUUCAAGGUGGCUACCUGUCCCGUAUCCGGUAGAGCUGGCGGAUCCUGUCCCGCCUCGUCAUCAAACAAGCAGAUGGUCGCACCACUGAAGCCAUGGGAGAGGGCCGGCGCGGCCGGUACAUCCGCAACCUCGACAUCCGUGGCUCCUUCGACGUCAGCAGCAUUGAAUAGUUCUCCGGCCGAUUUCUCAAGCGCUUCACAAACUGCAGCUGUCCCAGCUGUGCCAGAGCGGCCUUCUACAUUGGGCGGAGUCGGUGCAGCAGAUCCAUAUGGAGCGACAACGACCUACGGCCGGACGGGAGGCAUGACCGGCUAUGGUGGAGCUGGCUACGGGACUUCAUUAGGCGCGGGUGGCUACUCGCCUUACUCGCGUAUGGGCGGGUAUGGAAGCUAUGGUAUGGGCGGCUACGGCGGCCUGGGAGGGCUCGGUGGAUAUGGAGCAGGGUAUGGCGCCGGUGGAUACGGCAUGGGCGGGUACGGUGGUAUGGGAGGCUACGGCAUGGGCGGUAUGGGCGGUAUGGGCAUGGGUGGCGGAAUGCCUGGGAUGGGUGGUCCAGGGGAUGCUUCCCUCACUCAAAGGAUGGAAUCUGGUACACAGGCCACCUUUGAGCUCAUCUCGAGCAUCGUCGGGGCUUUCGGAGGCUUCGCACAGAUGCUCGAAAGUACCUUCAUGGCUACGCACUCGAGCUUCUUCGCAAUGGUCGGAGUAGCGGAUCAAUUCGCUUCGCUAAGAAACUACCUAGGUCAGGUGCUAUCGAUCUUUGCGCUAGCAAGGUACCUCAAGAAUCUUCUCCUCCGACUAACAGGUCGCGCCCCCGCCAUCGACCUCAACGCAAAGGACUUCCAGGACUUUGCUACAGCGAAGGCAUCGGGUCAAGCAGCCGCCGCCAAGCCCAGCAAGAGGCCUCUCGUAGUCUUUUUCCUAGCCGUGGUCGGUCUGCCAUAUCUGAUGGGCAAGUUGGUACGACUCAUUACUGCCAGACAAGAGGCAGAGCGACUGCGCCUAGAAGCAGAGGGCCAAGGGCAAGCCCAGCCAGGUAUGGCAAUGUUGCCCGGCCAGCAGGGCGGGGGCAUGGUCCAGCCCGGAGAGGGAACAGCAGUAGACCCGAGCAAGCUUACCUUUGUGAGGGCGCUCUAUCCAUACACCUCGUCGGAUCCGCUGGAGCUCAGUCUCAAGCAGAACGACAUUGUAGCCAUUCUCAGCAAGGUAGACCCACAGACGGGGGCGGAGAGUGCCUGGUGGAGAGGGCGCACAAGAGACGGACGAGUUGGGUGGUUCCCAAGCACAUACGUCGAGUCGCUAGAGACGGCAAAGGAGCGAGCAUCGAAAGCAGCAGCAGCGGGGGCGGAGCCGGCGGCAGGAGCCAAAGAGCCGCCAAGCUCUGCAGCUACCUCGCUACCUGCAAGCACGGCUGCCAAGACAUGAUGAUGAUGAUGACGACGACCCUACUUUUUGUAAUGACAUGUUGCAUCUCACUUCCCGCCGGUGACGGUGACUAAACGACGGAUUCGGCGCCGAUUAUCCGUGGUGAAGCCGAGGUGGGUGAGAGCGAUUGCCGAUUCGAUCUGUACCGUCUUGACAGGUCGUUCCGCGUUCAGUGACAGGCACCCUGAUCAGGCGGUCCCCAUGAAUGAUUUGUCAGACAGAUGAAUUGCCCCCUAGACCCCUCUUCGGACGAAAAUCAUGCG
This is a messenger RNA of Microstroma glucosiphilum, 1784 nucleotides long. RefSeq lists its product as hypothetical. The record is from RefSeq and is a predicted model, not a curated record. Lineage: Eukaryota; Fungi; Basidiomycota; Exobasidiomycetes; Microstromatales; Microstromataceae. Gene Ontology annotation, molecular function: protein binding. The coding region runs from base 400 to 1521 and encodes 373 amino acids. The transcript is spliced from 3 exons. Gene Ontology annotation, cellular component: peroxisomal membrane; peroxisome; peroxisomal importomer complex. Gene Ontology annotation, biological process: protein import into peroxisome matrix, docking.